AUGGCUCAAUCUGGUAGCUCCAGCAGAGUGGGCGUCCACUAUAAGGUUGGGAGCAAGAUUGGCGAGGGCUCGUUUGGCAUCAUUUUCGAAGGUAUCAACCUCCUCAACAACCAACAGGUGGCUAUUAAGUUUGAACCACGUAAAUGCGAGGCUCCGCAAUUGAGGGACGAGUAUAGAUCGUACCGGAUUCUUAACGACGUUGAUGGCGUGCCCAAGGCCUACUUCUUUGGCCAGGAAGGUGUCCACAACAUCUUGGUGAUUGACCUCUUGGGCCCUUCGCUCGAGGACUUGUUCGACUGGUGCGGACGUAGGUUCUCGGUGAAGACCGUUGGCCAGGUUGCCAAGCAGAUGAUUCAAAGAGUGCAAGGAAUCCACGAACACAACUUAAUUUACCGUGAUGUCAAGCCUGACAAUUUCCUCAUUGGCAAGCCAGACACUCCUGAAGCCAACAUGGUCUACGUGGUGGAUUUCGGUAUGGCCAAACAGUACAGAGACCCAAAGACAAAGUCACAUAUUCCUUACCGUGAGAAGAAAGCUUUGAGCGGCACAGCUAGAUACAUGUCCAUCAACACACACUUGGGUCGCGAGCAGCUGAGAAGAGACGACUUGGAAUCUCUAGGGCACGUCUUCAUGUAUUUCCUCCGCGGGCUGUUGCCAUGGCAGGGUCUCAAAGCUCCUACAAACAAGCAGAAGUACGAGCGUAUUGGCAUGAAGAAGCAGUCUACACUGGUGAAUGAUCUUUGCCAGGGCUUUCCUAUUCAGUUUGCUCAAUACUUGACUUAUGUGAGAAACCUUAAGUUUGACGAAGAGCCUGAUUACGACUACUUGGUAGGUCUCAUGGACAAAGCACUUCUCCUGAUUGACGCCGUUGAAGAUGGUCACUACGACUGGAUGGACCUCAAUGGUGGCAGAGGCUGGGACGCAGCGUUAAACAAGAAAGCUAAUUUACACGGCUACGGUAACCCACACCCUCCGCAGCAGAGAAGGAAAGCUAAUAACACAAACGUCAACCUUGCGCUGAACAAACGCGGCCAUGACAAACUUCCUGGUGGGUCACUUCCCAAUAAUUCGUCCCAACAACGUCUCACCAAGUCUCAAUCCUUAAACCACCCCAAUUAUAAUUCAAUCACUGAUGAACAUAGCCGAAAGGCGUACAGACAGCACAACGCAAACGUUGGCCAGCCCCAUCACACUACAGGCGACGGCCAUUCAGAUACAUCAAGUUUUGAGGAAAGAAGAAAAAACCAAUCCUGGCUCCGCCGGAACUGUUGUUGCUUCUGA
This is a messenger RNA of Candidozyma haemuli, 1281 nucleotides long. Its product is annotated as casein kinase. Gene Ontology annotation, molecular function: protein serine/threonine kinase activity; ATP binding. The record is from RefSeq and is a predicted model, not a curated record. Lineage: Eukaryota; Fungi; Ascomycota; Pichiomycetes; Serinales; Metschnikowiaceae. Gene Ontology annotation, cellular component: cytoplasm; nucleus. The coding region runs from base 1 to 1281 and encodes 426 amino acids. Gene Ontology annotation, biological process: endocytosis; signal transduction; peptidyl-serine phosphorylation. The transcript has a single exon.